AUGACAGAAGUGGUUAAUUUAUUCUCUUCAUUAUGCAUUUCCGACAUUACUCUGUCGUUGUUGGUGUUAAAAGUCAUUUUCAGUGAAGAGCGUGUAGAUUUUAAGUUGCCAAAGAAUCUUGAUGAUGCAAAACGUCUAGGAUUAUUAUUGUCAAAGUACAAGGAUGAGCACUAUAAAACAGUAUAUUUUGGUAUUGCCACUGUAUACAUUUUGUUACAGUCAUUUGCAAUACCGGGAUCAAUUUUUCUAAGCGUGCUCUCUGGUUAUCUUUUUCCAUUUCCAUUGGCUUUGUUAUUAGUUUGUACGUGUUCGGCAUGUGGGGCUUUAAUGUGUUACUUUUUGUCAUAUUUUCUUGGCCGGCGCUUAGUAUUGACUUAUUUUCGAGAACGAGUUGAAAAAUGGCAGGCCGAGGUAGCUUCGAUUGAUCGUUAUCUGUUGUUUUACAUGAUAUUUUUGCGCGUCACGCCAAUUUUGCCUAAUUGGUUCAUAAACCUCGCUUCACCUAUUAUUGAUGUACCAGUUCCUAUAUUUUUUUUCGGGACUUUUAUUGGUAAUUUCUUCCAUAAUUGAGU
Molecule: messenger RNA, 572 nt
Organism: Enterobius vermicularis (human pinworm)
Lineage: Eukaryota; Metazoa; Nematoda; Chromadorea; Rhabditida; Oxyuridae
Source: the annotation of a GenBank genome assembly